This is a messenger RNA of Pelagomonas calceolata, 664 nucleotides long. The record is from the annotation of a GenBank genome assembly. Lineage: Eukaryota; Pelagophyceae; Pelagomonadales; Pelagomonadaceae.
CAGGGGACAACAGGUAAACCCGGCCCGGGAAUAUUUACCCAGCGGCGGCGUGGCCGCAGGGGAGCUGUUUCGCAAAAUCGGGAACCGACUCCGAGUCAGCAGUGGCGUUCUCGGGAGUAAGCGUAAACGGUCGUCACGGUUUCCAAGUCGCCCGUGAGUGGCCGUGGCACGCGUCGGCGGCGUGCGGCAUGCGUCACACACUAUUUUGGUACAAGCGAAACCGCAGCGUGGCACAUGCCCGCCUGCACAUAGGUGCGGAAGCGAUGCUACGAGCCGACAGAGUCGCCGAGGUCACCGGAAACGGCCCGCGCAUGGCUAAACUCCUGCCGCGCUUAUGUCGCGGCGCGCGGCGCUCGGAGCCAAGUCAUCUCUGGUGGUCGCUCAUGGUGGAGAAACCGUUUACACGGGGCGUAUAGAGGUGCUCGUAAAGUCGCAGGUGGUGGCGUUUGCGUACACGUGGACGCGUUUUUCACUCGUACCUGCCAGCGAAAGUAGCAGAGCUCGGUGCGCGACGGCGCGGCGCCUCGCCGGAAUUGCGGCGGUUAGCCGAGUUUGGCACGGAAAGGCCGGGGUUAUCGGCGCUAUUUUGCGCGCGCACACAGGGGCAAUCGGUCGAGAAUCGAGAAGGCCAAGGACCAUCCCUGGAUACUCUGAGAUGGAUUAG